Messenger RNA from Chlamydomonas reinhardtii, 2072 nucleotides. RefSeq lists its product as uncharacterized. The coding region runs from base 207 to 1514 and encodes 435 amino acids. The transcript has 11 exons. Lineage: Eukaryota; Viridiplantae; Chlorophyta; Chlorophyceae; Chlamydomonadales; Chlamydomonadaceae. The record is from RefSeq and is a predicted model, not a curated record. Gene Ontology annotation, molecular function: ferrous iron binding; acid phosphatase activity; ferric iron binding.
UUGACUCGGCGGUUUUGAAGCAACGGUACACUGCGUUAUGCAUAUUCUAACGUUUAUCGCAGGUAACUAUUCAGCUUGAGCGAGCAAGAGCGCGAAAACACUUGAGCGUCAUUUCGAGGCCUUCUGCUUACCUAUGCAUACUUGCUUACCUAAUCAUUGAGUAAGCUAUGCUCUAGCUGCUCUGUGCCAGUGCUGUGUAACAGAAAAUGGCAGCUUUGGGCAACGGUUCGCAGCACACAGCGCUGCGUGCUGAUUACGAUUUGGAGGAUGAGGACCGCUUCUUCAUCAGUGGCGUGGAGAAAGCGGGGGCAAAGCGGAACACCUAUGAACUACAACUCAAGCGAAAGAAACUCAUCGUUGGCCUCGGCAUUUCCAUUGGCGUCGUGGGACUGGUCGCGCUUAUUCUGGGGUUAGCAUACGGCCUCAGCCGUCGUAAGCUGGACUACGUGUGCCCCCGCACCUACGACGCCUCCAAGACGGACCUGGUGUUCUUCGUGGUGGGCGACUGGGGCCGGGCCGGCAAUGACAACCAGCGCCGCACCGCUCGGCUCAUGGCGGACGUGGCGGGCUGCAUGCCGCCCGCCUUCGUCGUCAGCACAGGCGACAACUUCUACCCAAGCGGCAUCCGGUCGGUGGACGACGUGCAGUUUGACGAGUCGUUCAGGAACAUCUACACCGCCAAGGAGCUGCAGGUGCCCUGGUACGUGGUGAUGGGCAACCACGACUACGGGGACGCGGUGGAUGUGUCGCUGCUCAACACCGGGCAGUGCCUGGCCUCGCCGUCCGGGCCGGACCAGUGCGCUGGCAAGUGCUGCUACAGCCCCUGGUGGCAGGUCCAGCCGGGCUUCCAGGCCCGCGACGCCCGCUGGAACGCCAGCAUGGGCGGCGUGGUGACUCGCCGCAUAGCGCUGCCGCCGGACGCCGCCACCGGGGCGCCGCGCAGCCUGGACCUGGUCAUGCUGGACACCACGCCCAUCAUCUACCAGUACGCGGGCGCCUCCUGGGUGGACUUCCUCAACGGCUUCAACGCGCAGGACGCCGACGCCAUCAAGUCGUCUCUGCAGCAGCAGCUGAACGCCUCGUACGCCAACGGCUCGGCGGCGGCGGGCGGCUCCAGCUGGCGCCUGGUGGUGGGGCACCACCCCGUGAGGUCGUACGGCCGCCACUGCACGCAGCCUGACGCCUACGACUGUGACGACAUGUUGUUCAUGCGGCCCUGGCUCAAGAGGUUCCGGGUGGCGGCCUACAUCAACGGACACGAGCACGACCAACAGCUCAUAAAGUCUGCGGACGACCCAGUCCAUUACAUCACCAGCGGCGCGGGCAGUGACACGCGCAAGGGCGAGUUCGACGACCUGGACAUGGACACACGCACACGCGACGCGCUGUUCCUGUCCGACACACAGGGCUUUGUGGCUGUGGUGCUGUCGGGCAGCCAGAUGCGAGUGCACUUCUACACCACGGAGCAGAGCGGCCCCACCUACACGCGCAUCAUCCCGCAGCCGGCCUGGUAGCGGCGGGGGGGGGGGAAGCGGCAGAGACGCGGUGUGCGGGAGCAAGCGAGCUCUUGUAUCGGCUGAGUCGUGAUGCAUGUGUCUGUAUGUGCGUGUAAUGGUGGGGGGCGAGUAGCGUUGCGGCCGGCGGCCCUUGGCUGUCACGUUGGGCAAAGGCGUGCGUACGCCUGUGAGCCUCCUGGCUAUACUGGUGGGUGUAGUUAGUCUUUUGUGCUGAUCCGAGCGGCGACCGGUAGCGCGCAUGCGUGCUGGAAUACAUAUGAAGGCCCUAGGCGGUGCAGUGCGGUUGGUGAGCGGGGGGUGCAUGGCGGUACUGCGGCUCACGAGCUGUGCCCGCGUGGCGUGUGCAGAAUGGCGGCUCCGCUCCUGUGUGGGCAAGUGGGGCGCACAGCAUGGGUGGGAAAGGCACGCGGCCAGAGAGAGCGUGAUGGACAUGAAAGACGUCACCAGGAUGACGUUGCGAAGUUACUACUGAUGCCUGCCAAGAGAGACUCCCUGCUAAGGGCUAGCUGGGAAUUGGGGUACACGGUGGAUGGCUGUGUGUAAAUGCCAGCAUGG